UUUUCCCACAUCCUCUUUGAGAUUGGCUUACUGGUUAGUUGUUUGGAAGCCUUUUACUUGAAAAAACAAGGAAAAUGGGUGUUGGUAGAAAGCAAGAUACUAUUUACCAAUAUUCCUGCUUCAUAAAUGGGGGGAAAGAAAGUAAAGGCAGUUUGACAACCAAACACAUGGCAAUCUUCUUUAUAAGAAAGUAACAAGAAGGGGCCAAGACACUACAGGAUGAAGUGUGGGACUAGGGCUGAGGACAGUUGGCAUGAGCAUUUUAGGUGGCAGAUAAUUCCUGAUGUCUGGGGCUUUGUUUUUCAAUGAUGAGUGGGAAGACAGAUUGUGUGAGCCAAAGGAUGAGCACCAGAGACACCAGGAUGAGAUGCAAUAUCCUCUGUCACAAUGGGACUCAGCCACCAGGAAGCCCAGUGCUGGACAGAAUAAGAUUCAACAAGAGGGAGAAAAGGUGAGCAGAGACAAGAGCACCACAGUGGUGGGGAAGGGGAACAGCUCUGUACAGUCAUUCUCUAAUCUAACCACCCAUCUUCUGUCACACAGAUAUACCUAAUCAGAGGGUAGAUUGCAUGAGCCAGAAGAUGAGCAACAGCGAAGUCAGGAUAGGAUGCGAUAUAAUACAUCACAAUGGGACUCACCUACCAGAAAGCUGAGUGCUAGAGAGAAGAAGAUGAAACAGGUGGGGGAAAAGGAAGAGGAUGAAUCAGAGGGUGAAUAUCAGAAACACCAGGAUGAGACACAACCUCAUCCAUCAACACGGGACUCAACUUCAACAAGACGCAGUACUGUCGAGAAGACCCAACCCCUAGCAGAAGAGAAGGGCAUUACCCCAGAAGAGGAGAAGCAGAAACAACAGGAUAAGAUGGAGCGUCCUCCAUCAGCACAGGAAAUGAAUGUAAGAAGGUGCUGUAUUGAAGACAUGAAAUUCCUACCAGAGGAGGUGGCUAAGUUAGAGGAGGAGAAGCAGUUUCAACGGGCUAGGAUGGAACGUCAUCCAUCAGUACAGGUCUCAGUUUCAACAAAGCGCAGUACUGCCGGGAGCAUUCAACCCCCAGCAGAAGAGGAGGGUGAGUCAGAGGAGAAGGAGAGACGCCGGGAUACGAUGGAACGUCGUCCAUCAAAACGGGACUCUACUUCAUCAAGGCGCAGUACUGUUGAGAAACCCCUAGCAGAAGAAGAGGAUGGGUCAAAAGAUGAGAAGCAGAGACGCCGGGAUACGAUGGAACAUCGUCCAUCAACACGGGACUCAACUUCACCAAGACGCAGUACUGUCGAGAUGAUUCAACUCCCAGCAGAAGAGGAGGAUGAGUCAGAGGAGAAGGAGAGACGCCGGGAUACGAUGGAACGUCGUCCAUCCAAACGGGACUCAGCUUUACCAAGGCACAGUACUAUUGUGAAGAUUGAAUUCCCAGCAAAAGAGGAGUCAGAGGAUGAGAAACAGAAACAAAGGGAUAGGAUGGAACGUCGUCCAUCAAUACGGGACUCAGCUUCAAGGAGGCGCAGUAGUCCUGAGAAGAUCCAAUUCCCAGCAGAAGAGGAGGAUGAGUCAGAGGAGGAGAAGCAGAGACGCUGGGAUAUGAUGGAACGUCGUCCAUCCAAACGGGAUUCAGCUUCAAGAAAGCGUGGUACUAUUGAGAAGAUUCGACCCCUAGAAGAGGAGGAUGAAGAGGAGAAACAGAGACUCCGGGAGAAGAUGGACCGUCACCCAUCAAUACGGGACUCUAUUUCAAGAAGGCGCAGUACUAUUGUGAAGAUCCAACCCAUAGCAGAAGAGGAGGAGGAGGAGGAAGACAAUGAGAAGCAGAGACCACGGAAUAGGGUGGAACGUCAUCCUUCAAUACGGGACACGUCUUCAGUACCGUGCUGUUCUGUCGAGAUAAUCCAACCAGCAAAGGAGAAGGAAGAGGAGGAGAAGCAGAGAGCAUGGAAAAGGCUAGAACAUCAUCCAACAAUAUGGGACCCAACUGCAAGAAGGCGCAGUAGUUCUGAGAAGAUCCAACUCCCAGCAGAAGAGGAGGAGGAUGAGUCAGAGGAUGAGGACCAGAAACAUCAGCAUAAGAUCCGUCAUCAUCCAUCAAAACGAAGCUCAAGUUCUAAAAGGCGCAGCACUGCUGAGAAGAUCCAACCCCAAAAUGAAGCGGUGAGCACAGCCAGUAUCAGCAAAGUGGUGGUAAAGGGAUGCAAUUGUGGACAGGAGGAUGAGUCAGAGGAUGAGAAGCAGAGACGCCGGGAUACGAUGGAACGUCGUCCAUCCAAACGGGUCUCGGCUUCAAGAAGGCGCAGUAGCACUAGUCCUGAGAAGAUCCAGAUCCAACUACUGGCCGACCAGGAGGAUGAGUCAGAGGAUGAGAAGCAGAGACGCCGGGAUACGAUGGAAAGUCGUCCAUCCAAACGGGACUUGGCUUCCAGAAGGCGCAGUAGCAGUAGUCCUGAGAAGAUCCAGAUCCAACUACUAGCCGACCAGGAUGAGUCAGAGGAUGAGAAGCAGAGACGCCGGGACACAAUGGAAAGUCGUCCAUCCAAACGGGACUUGGCUUCCAGAAGGCGCAGUAGCACUAGUCCUGAGAAGAUUCAGAUCCAACUACUAGCCGACCAGGAUGAAUCAGAGGAUGAGAAGCAGAGACGCCGGGAUACAAUGGAAAGUCGUCCAUCCAAACGGGACUUGGCUUCAAGAAGGCGCAGUAGCAUUAGUCCUGGGAAGAUCCAGAUCCAAUCACUGGCUGACCAGGAGGAUGAGUCAGAGGAUGAGAAGCAGAGUCGUCGUCCAUCAAGACGAGGCUCAUCUUUAAGAAAGCGCAGUAGUCCUGAGACAAUCCAAUCACUGGCAGAGCAGGAGGAUGAGUCAGAGGAUGAGAAGCAGAGCCGUCGGGAUACAAUGGAAAGUCGUCCAUCAAAACGGGACUCAGCUUUAUCAAGGCACAGUACUAUUUUGAAGAUUGAAUUCCCAGCACAAAAGCCGUUGCAACAUCAUCCAUCAAAACAAGACCAAGCUUCAAGAAAGCGCAGUACUGUCGAGAGGAUCCAAUUCCCACCUGAAAAGGAGGAUGAGUCAGAGGAUGAGAAACAGAGACCAAGAGAUAGGAUGGAACGUCAUUCAUCAAUACGGGAUUCAGCUUCAAGGAGGGGCAGUAGUCCUGAGAAGAUCCGAUUCCCAGAAGAAGAGGAGGAGGAUGAGUCAGAGGAGGAGAAGCAGAGACAACAUCGUCUAUCAAAACGAGGCUCGUCUUUAAGAAGGCGCAGUAGUCCUGAGACGAUCCAAUCACUGGCAGACCCGGAGGAAGAUGAGUCAGAGGAGGUGAACCAGAGAUACUAUCGUCCAUCAAAACGAGGCUCGUCUUUAAGAAGGCGCAGUAGUCCUGAGACGAUCCAAUCACUGGCAGACCCGCAGGAAGAGGAUGAGUCAGAGGAGGAGAAGCAGAGACACCAUCCAUCAAAAAGAGGCUCGUCUUUAAGAAGGCGCAGUAGUCCUGAGACGAUCCAAUCACUGGCAGACCCGCAGGAAGAGGAUGAGUCAGAGGAGGUGAACCAGAGAUACUAUCGUCCAUCAAAACGAGGCUCGUCUUUAAGAAGGCGUAGUAGUCCUGAGACGAUCCAAUCAUUAGCAGACCAGGAGGAAGAUGAGUCAGAGGAGGAGAACCAGAGAUACCGUCGUCCAUCAAAACGAGGCUCGUCUUUAAGAAGGCGCAGUAGUCCUGAGACAAUCCAAUCAUUAGCAGACCAGGAGGAAGAUGAGUCAGAAGAAGAGAAACAGAGACCACCAUGUUGGCUAUUAAAACGAGACUCAUCUUUAAGAAGGCGCAGUAGUCCUGAGAUGAUCCAAUCACUGGAAGACCAGGACUCACCUAAAAAGAAGCUCAGUGAUGCUGAGAAGAUACAACAGCAAAUAGAAAAGCAGGAGGACAGAUUGAAUGAUCUCGAGGAUGAGAACGAGAGCCUUAGGAAUAAAAUGCAAUAUUAUUCUUUACAACUGGACUCUACUACAAUCAAGCUCUCUUAUGCUGAGAAGGCUCAGGAGCAAGCAGAAAAGGAAAAGGGAAGACUGGAUGAGCUCAAGGAUGAGAACCAGAACCUUCGGGAUAAGAUGCACUGUUAUUCAUCACAACUCGAAUCUGCUACAAGAAAGCUCAGUGCUGCUGAGAAGAUGAUGCAACAACAUCUAGAACAGAAGGAGAAGGACAGAAUGAAAGAGCUUGAGAAUGAGAAUCAGAAUCUUCGGGAUAAGAUGCAAUGUUAUUCGUAUCAACUGGACUCAGCUAACAGAAAACUCAGUGCUGCCGAGAAGGAGAUGCAACAACAGGCAGAAAAGAAAAAGGACAGAAUGAGUGAACUUGAAGAUGAGAACCAGCAUCUCAGGGAUAAGAUGCAAUGUUAUUCCUUGCAACUUGACUCAGCUGCAAGCAAGAUCAGUGAUGUUGAGAAGAUCCAACAGCAGGCAGAAAAGAAAGCUGAAAGAUUGAAUAAGCUUGAAGAUGAAAAUCAGAAUCUCCGUGAUAAGAUGCAAUGUUAUUCAUGGCAACUCGAUUCAGCUACAAGAAAGCUCAGUGCUGCUGAGAAGAUGAUGCAAGAGCAGUCGGAAAAGGAAAAGGACAGAUACAAUGAGCUCAAGAACGAGAAUCAGUGUCUCCAGGAUAAGAUGCAGUUUUAUAGAUUGCAACUGAACUCAGCUUCAAUCAAAAUCAGCUGUGCUGAGAAGCUCCAACAGGAUGCACAACAGGAGAAAACCAAAUUGAAUGAACUCGCGAAUGAGAACCAGAAUCUCCGGGAUAAAAUGCAAUGUUAUUCAUUGAAACUGGACUCAGCUAAAAGGAAGCUCAAUGCUACUGAGAGAGAGAUGCAACAACAGGCAGAAGAGCAGAGAGACAGAUGGCAUGAGCUCGAGGAUGAAAACCAGAAUCUCCGGGAUAAGAUGAAAUGCUGUUCAAUGAGACUCGAAUCAGCUACCAGAAAGCUCAGUGCUGCUGAGAAGCAGAUUCAACAGCAGGCAGAAAAGGAGUCAAAAUGAUGAAUGAGAACAGGCCAAAACAUAAGAGGAUGAAAGGAAGACUGAUUCAGGGAAAUAAGAGUUAGCAUUUUAGGUGAUAUCUGAGGCGUUGAUUUUCAUUGAGGAACAAGAAAAGUGAUUUGAACUCAAGGGUGAGAACCAAUCUCCAGGAUAAGAUAAAAUCUUCUCCAUCGAAAUGGUACUCUCCUACAAGAAAGUUCAGUGCUGCUGGGAAGGUUCAACAGCAGGCAGAAAAAGUGACCCAAAUCUGGGCUCUUAAGUUCACUCAGUAGUAUAAGCCACCUGUCCUUUGGCAUAAAGGUCUCACUCCACAGGAAGUAAUUAACAGCUAAAAUUCUGUGACCAAGUUAAUUCCUAGGCCUGUUGGUCAGUAUGUCAGCAUCCAACACUACAUAUUUUCCUAUCAGUCAGGAUUCAUUUUCAUGUCGCACUCACUGAGUCAUUUUUUUUCCAUGUAAGGGAGCACUUUAAAAAAAAGAUUUAAUAGGAGCUCUAAACCACUUUGAUAUUUGCACCACCUUUUUCCCAUCUCCUAUUUAAGGUUGACUAACUAGUUGAUUAGUUGGUUGGUCAGUCAUUUCAGAGCUAAAUCCAAAGGAUAGAUGGGUGAUAAGGAAGAUAAAAUUUGGCUUCCAAUCCUUGUUCCUAUUAUAUGAGAGAGAAACUGAGGGAAAAAAGUCGAGUCAGUUUUUCUACCAAACUCAUUCCCAUUUUGAGAUUGAUAAAAAUAGAUUAAAACAUCACAUAAUGAAGUUUUGGACCGUGGCUCAGUACAACAAAUAUGAUAAGUAUUUUAUGUGGCAUAUAAUGGCUGGCAUCUGGGGCUUUGUUCUUCAAUGACAAGUAGAAUGGCAGAUUGUGUGAACCCGAGGAUGAAAACCAGAAUCUUCAGGAAAAGAAGCAGUAUUAACCAUCACAAUAGGACUCAACUACAAGAAAGCUCAUUGCUGCUGAGAAGGUCCAACAACAGGCAGAAAAUGUGGGCAGACCCAAGAGCACCACAAUGGUGGAGAAGAGAGAUAUAACUCUGGACAAUAAUUCUGUUAACAUAGACACCAUCUUUUGUCACACAGUUAUCACUCCCUAGUAAAUAACUAAAACUUCAAA
Molecule: messenger RNA, 6109 nt
Organism: Antechinus flavipes (yellow-footed antechinus)
Lineage: Eukaryota; Metazoa; Chordata; Mammalia; Dasyuromorphia; Dasyuridae
Product: trichohyalin-like
Exons: 38
Coding region: 608-5002 (1464 amino acids)
Source: RefSeq, a predicted model, not a curated record